AACGUUUCAGUUACAACAAAUAAACAGAGAUGAAGAUUAUUCAGACAAACUUAAUGUUUGAAACGGAUAUAUUUGCAUUUGUUAGUAGCCUAUAUACAAUCUGCUGUAGGUUCUAAGUGAACAUUCUUCAUGAACGUAAUCUGUAUAUAGCCUACAAUAUAACACGCUUUUAAUAUUUUCUGAGAGAAAUACUUGUGGUUCUCACCUGUGCAUCUCGUUGCUAUGUUGUUAUGGCUUGAAUGCAUCCUUCAACUCUAUGGAUGUAUUUAUCGUCCACCUUGCGAAAAUUCUCAUUAAUAAUAAUAUAAAAGCCUUCACCACACCUGUGGGAUUCGUAAAUGAAGUCCUUGGCAAACACGACGGAGAGGAGGAGCAUAGGACAACGUUUCUGACUACAACUCCCAUCAUGCACCGGUGUUUUCAUUCGUCACAGUCUCGCGGGCUAUGCUUUGUUAUGGCGGCGUCGUUCGAAACUCAUCAAAGUUCAGACGCCAACUGCUGAAAUAUUUAAAUACCCGAGUCAGCAACCCAAACCAAGUAACAGCGCAUCUCUAACGAUUGGUCCAGUGCAGUUGAAUGUCCGCGAAUCAACUCGAUGCUCCUGGCACAAGACUGUAGGACCAGUUAUUCAGUGCUACACUUGGAUGGCAACUUUAAUGGUUUGAGCCAGGUCAACAUCAUGAUGUCAUCUCCAGCUGGACUCCAGCAAGGGCAGUUUAACUUCCUUUCCCAGAGGAUGCCGGACAGCUCCCGCGCUGGGGUGAUAUUACACGGGUCCCCGGGAGAAGCGGGUUCCGGGUCCGUCCGGAGCAGCGGCAGUCUGGUGGUUCAGGAUCCAGACGACUCUUUCAGCUGUCAGUUUGCCCCACUGCCCCUCUCCCUGAGCAGCAGCUGUGCCAGCGUGGACGUGUGCAGCCCGAGUGGAGGUGGCAAGACACUCAGGGAAACUGAGCUGUUUGAUGCAUCUUUAAACCGUGAGAUGCAAAGUAUCCAAGAUGUUUUAAGAAACACACGGGAUCUCCCAUUAAUAGCUAAGCUUGAACAGCUGAAGCAAAUGCAACAUCGCAUGCAAGAGCAGCUAAAAGCGCACCAGCAGGAACAGCUGCUUAGACUACAACAUGAACCACAAAGACUUGUGGGAAAAGCACAGAAUACUGCAGAGACCACUGGGUGGAACCAGGAACAAAGUGUGGUGGAGUUGAACACUGGAAAUGAAGACAGUGAUCAUGAUUAUCAAGAAUCAAUUCAGUCCACAAUUGAAGAUCAAACUAUGUACAGAAAAGAGUGUGACUCAGAGCCACAAGACAGACCUAUCAAAUCGGGGUUUGGUGGGAGAACAUUUGAGGAAAUCCUGGAAGAGCAGCUCAAGAUGGAAGACCAGAAACUGAUGGGCAAGAGUUAUGCAUGA
Sinocyclocheilus grahami is the source of this 1408-nucleotide messenger RNA. RefSeq lists its product as uncharacterized. The record is from RefSeq and is a predicted model, not a curated record. The transcript is spliced from 8 exons. Gene Ontology annotation, biological process: cilium assembly; centriole elongation. NCBI's taxonomy places the organism in Eukaryota, Metazoa, Chordata, Actinopteri, Cypriniformes, Cyprinidae. Gene Ontology annotation, molecular function: tubulin binding. The coding region runs from base 596 to 1408 and encodes 270 amino acids. Gene Ontology annotation, cellular component: centrosome; centriole.